Molecule: messenger RNA, 819 nt
Organism: Pyrenophora tritici-repentis Pt-1C-BFP
Lineage: Eukaryota; Fungi; Ascomycota; Dothideomycetes; Pleosporales; Pleosporaceae
Product: Atrophin-1 domain containing protein
Source: RefSeq, a predicted model, not a curated record
AUCCACAACAUCUUCAGACCGAUCAAACACACAUAUCCCCUUGCUUACAUCAAACAACACCAAGCAUCAUGAAGACAUCAUCCAUCCUCCUAUCCCUCGCGGCGGCUGCCAUUGCCAUUGCCCAAGACCCGUUUUACAACAUCACAACCCCGCCAUUCAAUCUUCUCGUCGCAUCCGAUGACGGAUCUAUCGACACCACCCUUAGUGCCUGCCAUAUCGGAGCAGCCCUUGAGUCGCUUUGCCUCAGCGACGCCGACUUCGGUAGUAGCCCUACUACUCUCCGCCCCGCAGAGUUCCAAUUCAACUCUUCCAUCUACUCCCAGACACCCGAUGAAACCACAUCCUCGACCGGCAUCCUGACCUGGUGGUUGAGAACUGAUGCCGACACCAAAUACCCCUCAUCCAUGUCCUUCAACUACGACGCGACCACCGAUCUCGCGCUUCCCAUCAUCUUCCCAGGUGAUACAAACGCGCAGGUGCUGUCUUGGGAUAAGCAAGACAAAUUGACCAUCCAAGGCUACGUUCGGGGCCCCAACAACACCGGUAGCUACCAGAACUUCUACCGCUGGUACGCUUGCGAGACAUACUAUGGAAGCUACAACUACAAGAACUUGGCCUGGGCACUGGGAGCAGACGAACCAGAGAACGAGAGCUGUGUCCCAGUCACCGUGACGAGGACCUUUGUUUGAGAUGGAUACGGGGAAGUGAAUGGAGUACCUGGGAUUGAACAUGUCACGACGAGAAACGACCCUACCUGACCUAUGAACUUAUGUGCUACACGAGUAAUUUCUAAUAAACGAUCAUCGUUCUUAUCACAAA